Magnolia sinica is the source of this 2585-nucleotide messenger RNA. Its product is annotated as transcription factor BIM2-like. The coding region runs from base 571 to 2223 and encodes 550 amino acids. The record is from RefSeq and is a predicted model, not a curated record. Lineage: Eukaryota; Viridiplantae; Streptophyta; Magnoliopsida; Magnoliales; Magnoliaceae. The transcript has 12 exons. Gene Ontology annotation, biological process: DNA-templated transcription. Gene Ontology annotation, molecular function: DNA-binding transcription factor activity; protein dimerization activity.
CGACCCGACCCCUCUUCCGCCGCUCACAUCUCGUCGGAGGAGACAGACACAGACACAGAGAGAGAGAGAGAGAAUCAGACCGAAAUUCGAGCGAAAUUCAAUCCAAAUUCCGCUGCAUUUCCUAUCUCCGAAUUCCGUAGUUCUCCAUCUUGUAGAAACCUUUUACGUGGAAUUCAAAUCUCCGAAGUGUUGAAAGCGUUUCCAGAGCUCGAAUUCAAAGGGAUCUUCAAAUUCGAACAGGAUUUCGUGAGCUUGAAGAAGGUGAGAUUUGCCUCCGUGAGCAGAAUCUUCCAUCCGACAGUUGAUUCCUCACAUUUCGUCGUCGAUCCGCGAAAUUCAGUGAAAAGAUAGAGAUUAGAAGAUCUCCUCCGUUGGAUCUUGUCAUUUUACGUUGGAAAGCUCGUAGAAAACGAAGAUUGCGAAGACUUUGAUUUUUGAAGAGUGAAUUCUGGAGGGAGUUUGUAAGUUUCUCUGGAUUUGGGAGAAAUGAGAAUUUGAAUUUUGUGACUUGGUGAAAAGAAAUUUACAGAGAUUUGAUUUUGGAGACGGAAAGGAUUGGAAACAACGAAAAUGGAGCUUCCUCAACCUCGCCCUUUUGGAACUGAAGGAAAAAAACCAACACAUGAUUUUCUAUCGCUGUAUGGUGAUACAUCUUUCCAUCAUCCAGAUCCAAGGCCUUCUUCUCAUGGAUUUUAUCUAAAAACCCAUGAUUUUCUACAACCAUUGGAGAGAGUUGGAAAGAGCAAUUCUAUCGGAGAUGACGCAAAUGAGACGAUAUCUGCCGUCGAGAAGCCUUCUUCGAUCGAGCAUGCACUCCCUGGAGGCAUUGGAACUUACAGCAUUAGCCACAUUUCCAAUUUCGGCCGAGCCGUGAAGCCGGAGAGACCAUCGUUUACCGAUGUCCAGUCGGGUAGCACUGAUGUUCGGUCGGUUAGUGCAGAGAGGAGCUGUGGAGAGGUUAACAAGGCCAACGGCAACUUCGGCGUUGGAGCUUUUACACUGUGGGAUGAGUCAGUUGUGAAGGAGAAGGUGGGAGAAGGACAGCCCAUAAGAGAGCCGUUGGAGAAGAAAUCAGUUCCAUUUCCACCCUUGGCUUCCUGCAGCGUUUUCAGCUCUCUGCCAGCUUCCAAGCAAAAUCAGGCGCAGCAGAAGAGCUUGGGGUUUUUGGAGAUGAUGAGGUCCAUGAAGGGGCUUCCGGAAGAGGACGAUGACGACGACGAGGAUUUCGUGAAGAAAGAGGUGUCCUCCCAGAAAGGGGAUUUGAGUGCAAAAUCAGAUGGGAAGGGAAACGAUCAAAGGGCAAACACGCCCCGAUCAAAGCACUCUGCCACUGAGCAGCGUCGGAGAAGCAAAAUCAAUGAUCGAUUCCAGAUACUGAGAGAACUCAUACCACAUAGUGAUCAGAAGCGAGAUAAGGCGUCGUUCCUUCUGGAGGUUAUUGAAUACAUACAUUUCUUACAAGAGAAGGUACAGAAGUAUGAGGCGGCAUUCCCUGGCUGGAAUCAGGACAGCAUGAAAUUCAUCCCCUGGAAACACAGCCAUGUGCUGGGAGAGAGUAUAGCUGACCAUUCUCGUGCCACAAAGACUGGUGCUGGUCCUGGUUUGACAUUUGCUGGGAAAUUUGAGGAAAACAGUGUCGCGUCCACCCCAGCGAUGCUUGCGAAUAAUCCAGUGGAAUCUGAUAAUAUGAGCCCAGGCACUCCUUACAAGACAAUGGAUCACCACCCGGGUUUGGCAAGUAAGACAAUCCCCGUGCCUGGUCCCUUGCAGCAAAAUACAUUCUCUUCUUCUGUUGCAAGGAAUAGUGGGAUUUCCCUACCUACACAGAGAUUGAUGUCAGAUGUGGAGAACAUGGCAUCUCGGCCUCAACCGCAUUUAUGGCAGAGGCCGUGCCCAACUGACAGUGAUAAUCUGAAUGAACAAGAGGAGCUGACAGUUGAAGGGGGCACGAUUCGCGUGUCUAGCAUAUAUUCUCAAGGGUUGUUGAAUUCUCUAACACAGGCAUUGCAAAGCUCCGGCGUAGAUCUGUCACAAGCCAGCAUUUCGGUGCAGAUUGAUCUCGGCAAGCGAGCAAAUAGCAGGCCAUCAACCACAACAUCUAGUGCUAAGGAUCAUGACGACCCCUCAUCAAGCAACCGUGCAGUGGCCCACUCGAGGGUGGCUAGCAGUGGGGAGGACUCACAUCAACAAGCUCAGAAGAGGCUGAGGACAGCCAACAGCUAAGCUAGUAUUUGCAAUCCUCCUCUUCCUUCAUUUUUAUUUAAUUUAUUUGUUUUCGGGCGAGAUGGCCUGGUUGGUACACUAAGUUCGGUGUACAUGCUUUGCUUUGACGGUUUGGGGGACGACAGGAUGUCUCACAAACCCUUAGGUAUAUAUUCUUUUAUUCGUGACAUUUCUCAGGUAUAGGCUUCAUUAGAAUUUGAGAAGCUGCUUUUCUUUCAAGGCUUCCAUUCAUUUGAGAGAAAUUUCUUCUUCUUCGUUUUUUUUCUUCUGUUUCUUUGUUGUGUUCUCUUUGCUUUUGUUACAGAAUUUCAUGGCUGUAAAAAGACUCACUUUUGUACUAAUGCUAUGUAUUAUUUUUCCAA